This is a messenger RNA of Octopus sinensis (East Asian common octopus), 1245 nucleotides long. RefSeq names its product homeobox protein Nkx-2.3-like. Gene Ontology annotation, molecular function: DNA-binding transcription factor activity, RNA polymerase II-specific; RNA polymerase II cis-regulatory region sequence-specific DNA binding. The transcript has 2 exons. The record is from RefSeq and is a predicted model, not a curated record. Gene Ontology annotation, cellular component: nucleus. The coding region runs from base 1 to 1044 and encodes 347 amino acids. Gene Ontology annotation, biological process: regulation of transcription by RNA polymerase II; cell differentiation. Lineage: Eukaryota; Metazoa; Mollusca; Cephalopoda; Octopoda; Octopodidae.
AUGACUACCCGAAUGAUAACGGUACACCAGACACAUGCAUCACAACCACAUCUACGUGACACGGUGACCUCAUAUCGAGAUAAACGGUGCAUGACCUUGCAGAUGGGGCCCAGUUUGGAUCAGUUGAAACACGCAACCAACGCUAGCAGUUCACCCAGUGAUAAAGGUCCCGACCCUAAAGGAAUCGUAUCACUAAGUGAUAUAAAACCAUUGUUUCAGCGAACACAUCCUCUGCACCACAGCAGCAACAGUAAUAGCAGUAUCAACAGCAGCUGUUCCAACAACAGCAGCAUACCCCUCGGUAACCGUUCGAAUUUAGGCGACGACGACUCGUCUACACUGGAUAUUACAAAUCCUGAUUGCAGCAAAACGGUAGAAAGCUUUGUUCUUCAUUCGGGGGGAGGAGGAGUCGGUGCAGGCGGAGUAGGAGUGGGAGGAAGCAACGGAAGCAGUGGAGGAGGUGGUGGUGGAGGCGGUAGCGAUUCUCAGAAAAAGCGCAAACGUCGGGUGUUGUUUUCUAAAGCCCAGACCUAUGAGCUGGAGCGUCGCUUCCGCCAGCAACGCUACCUCUCCGCCCCUGAACGUGAGCAUCUCGCUAGCAUAAUUCGCCUCACGCCGACUCAAGUGAAAAUCUGGUUUCAAAAUCACCGUUACAAGUUGAAGCGGGCCCGUCAAGAGAAAGGCAUUGAACUGAACCCUCUACCGUCGCCAAGGCGUGUAGCUGUGCCCGUGUUGGUACGAGAUGGAAAACCGUGUCAAUCGACGGUCAACGGAUCUCUUGUAAAGGCACAGGAUCAGCUCUCGUUACAACACAACUUGGGCGCAACAGUAGGUUCUAACAUAAAUAACAGUCUUUCUGCUCAUAACCAGAUGAACUCAAUGCCACCGAUGAAUUCUAUGGCUAACAUGGCGUCAACAUUGGCAUCUUCUUCAAUGAACAUGAAUUGUUCCUAUAGUAUGAAUUCUGUGAAUCUUAAUGUAGGCAUGAGUGUAUUGCCGAGUUAUUCGCAUCCACUCAUGCAACCAAGGUCAGGCUGGUGGUGAGAAUUUAACGGUGAGAAACUUCAUCUUUUGCAACAUGGUAGGAGAGGGUAAUUAAAUACGCCAGAAUUGAUACGCACGCACACACACACGCGCACACACAUACAUUUAUAUAUGUAUGUGUGUGUCUAUGUAUGUAUGUAUGUAUGUAUGCAUGUAUGUGUAUACACACACACACAUACAUACACACACACACAUACACAC